GCCGCAAGGAAACGUCACUUCCGCCACUACGCGCGCCCUGCCUAAACCAGGUGGCUCCUGGUAGGUGAGUGAAGCUGCUACAUGGAGCCCUUUUACCUUUGUGUCAUGGGGGACACGCACCACCGCAGGUUUCUCGGCGCGCCUCCCGACGAAGCCCACACACUCUUCUGUCAAUGAGCGUCAAGGCCCAGCGCUGUUCUCUUCCCUCCGCUCCCCCUUCGACCUCUUAGGUCAGGCACGCCAUCACCCUCGCCAGUCUGGCUUUGUGUAGCGCCCAGACCACUCGCAAACUCAUGUUCUCCCUAAGUCGUCCUCGGAGGUCUCAUCUCCCCUAAGACCACUUGCGGAUGGGAGAAGCGCCUGGGAUGAAGAAGAGGCCUCUGCAGCCAACCAGCGCCCCGUCCCCUCGCCGCUCUUUGCAGACUGUAACCAUGAAGUUCAACUCAUUUGUGACCUUGGACCGCAGCAAAAACCGCAAAAGCCACUUCAGUGCCCCCUCGCACGUGCGGUGCAAGAGCAUGCCUCCCCUUUCCAGAGAGCUGCGGCAGAACUAUAACGUCCACUCCAUGCCCAUCCGCAAGGACGAUGAGGUCCAGGUGGUUCGAGGACACUACAAAGGUCAGCAAAUCAGCAAGGUGGUUCAGGUGUACAGAAGGAAGUAUGUCAUCUGCAUCGAGCGUGAGAAGGCCAAUGGCAUGACUGUCCAUGUGGGCAUCCACCCACGCAAGGUGGUUAUCAACAGGCUAAAACUGGACAAAGUCAGAAAAAAAAUUCUUUUACGCAAAGCAAAAUCUCCACAAGUUGGAAAAGAAAAAGGCAAAUACAAGGAAGAGCUCACUGAGAAAAUGCAGGAGUGAAUAUAACCUGUGUCGCAGCCAUGGUUUACUGGAGAUGUCUAGCCCAGCCUGUGCUUCUCUGGAACUUUUGAAGAUGUCUCUCAAAUGUGUCGUUGCCUUCCUGUUUUGUUAUUGACAUCUGGCUCUGUAACUAUUUUUGUAGUUUUGAUUAAUAAUUUUAUGAAUAAAAUUGGAGCUAUUUCCUAACUGCAAA
Molecule: messenger RNA, 1050 nt
Organism: Cavia porcellus (domestic guinea pig)
Lineage: Eukaryota; Metazoa; Chordata; Mammalia; Rodentia; Caviidae
Gene: Rpl26l1
Product: ribosomal protein L26 like 1
Biological process (GO): ribosomal large subunit biogenesis; cytoplasmic translation
Cellular component (GO): cytosolic large ribosomal subunit
Molecular function (GO): structural constituent of ribosome; RNA binding
Source: RefSeq, a predicted model, not a curated record